Molecule: messenger RNA, 225 nt
Organism: Diaporthe amygdali
Lineage: Eukaryota; Fungi; Ascomycota; Sordariomycetes; Diaporthales; Diaporthaceae
Exons: 3
Coding region: 1-225 (74 amino acids)
Source: RefSeq, a predicted model, not a curated record
AUGGAACUCAAACAGACUCAAGGAGGAUUUUGGACGGAACGGCGCGGACCACUUGACGGAGGACGACAGAAGCGUGGAUCACCUCGGACUCUGGCCAUUGCAGCAGUUUCCAUUAAUAUUGCAGUGGGUGCCCACCAAGGGGAUACGCCGGCCGCUUGGUAUUUCACGGCAUUGACCACUGAUUGGGCGUUCCAGCCGGUUUCAUCCACCAGGCGUGUCCAGUGA